This is a messenger RNA of Pyricularia grisea, 1934 nucleotides long. RefSeq lists its product as uncharacterized. Bases 249 to 1301 code for a protein of 350 amino acids. Gene Ontology annotation, molecular function: Atg8-family ligase activity. The transcript has 3 exons. Gene Ontology annotation, biological process: autophagy of mitochondrion; nucleophagy; autophagosome assembly. NCBI's taxonomy places the organism in Eukaryota, Fungi, Ascomycota, Sordariomycetes, Magnaporthales, Pyriculariaceae. Gene Ontology annotation, cellular component: cytosol; cytoplasmic ubiquitin ligase complex. The record is from RefSeq and is a predicted model, not a curated record.
CGCCACCCUGCACGUCAAAGCCUCCUUAGCCUGCUACCUGGGCUUGCUUUGAACAAAACAAAGUGAACAAGCCUCGGACCGUCAAAGUUACAGGCUUCAACCAUCAUUUCCGAAUCCCUUACCAAACUAACUUACCUACAUGGUGGAUAGACUAACUGACUCUCACUUGACUUUCCCCGCUCAAUCCUCUUGAGCUACCUGGUUCCGUCCUUCAACAACCUGCACGUCGUAGGCAGUAAGCUGCAACAAUGAAUAGCCUCUACUCCGUCGUCAACACUCUCCGCGACCGAUACGCGCCAGUAUCGCACACGUCCACAUUUCGGCAAACAGGCGAGAUUACACCAGAAGAGUUCGUAGCGGCUGGUGACUACCUUGUCUUCAAGUUCCCGACAUGGAGCUGGGGAGAUGCGGACUCGGAGAGUCGACGCGCAAGCCAUCUGCCGCCCGGGAAGCAGUUUCUCGUCACCCGCAAUGUUCCUUGCAAUCGGCGACUGAAUGAGAAUUUCGCCGGCGAUGCGGGCCUUGAGGAGGCUGUCGUCGACGAUGGUGAUGAGUUCAAGGGCAGUAAGGGCGAUGACGAUGGCUGGCUGCGUACGGGAGGCUUGUCUAGCUCACAACCGCUAAAGGCUCGUGAGGUACGGACUGUUGACGAUGCGGGCAAUGCGGGUGAGCGGGCACAGCCCGAUGACGACGAUGACAUCCCCGAUAUGGAGGAUGAGGAGGACGAUGAGGCCAUCAUUCGCGACACGGAUGCAUCGGGGCAGACGAGCAGCCGUCGGACGUAUACUCUGUACAUCAUGUACUCCCCCUACUACCGGACACCUCGCCUUUAUCUGUCCGGAUAUGGUGCCAACGGACAGCCCCUACCGCCGCAUAACAUGAUGGAGGACAUCAUGGGCGACUACAAAGACAAGACAGUCACUCUUGAGGACUUUCCAUUCUUUGCCAACAAUAUCAAGAUGGCCAGUGUGCACCCCUGCAAACAUGCGCCUGUCAUGAAGACGCUCUUAGACCGGGCAGAUGCCGCACUGAAGCUUAGGAGAGAAAAGCUCAAGGCUGGCGACGCCUCUGGCCAACAAGCGGGUCUGGAAGGAUUGGCCGACGAGUUUAACAAACUUGGCGUUUCUGGAAAAGGAGAUGCGUCAAAGAUAGACAAGAAUGAUGAGUGGGAAGACAUCCAGCACGACGAUGUGGCAGAUCAGGAGGUUGCAAUUCGGGUAGACCAGUAUCUGGUUGUUUUCCUUAAGUUUAUUGCCAGCGUCACCCCGGGUAUUGAACAUGACUUUACUAUGGGCGUGUAGUUGAGACGAUUCCCUACUGAAACCCUCGAGUGGGAUGGAAAUCUUUUUUUUUUUUGUUAUUAUUAUUCCAUUUUCACAGUUGGUUCAUUUCCGGACCCGGUAGUUUGGUGAUUUGGGCAACAGAACUUGUACUGGCGAUCAUUGGAGAAUUUGGAGUUGGUUUGGCUUUCUUGGCGCAACAAGAUGGAUCUAACAUCGAGUGGCAGAAUGCAACACUACGACACUUGCUUAGGUAGAUAUCCAGAGAAAGGUUUUUCAUGGGAGAGCUGCUUACUAUAGACCUCGAAUGAUGAUGAAACUGUUUUAGUCUAGUUAUUCUGCCCCUCCAUCUCUUUAUCCCAGAGCCGAUGUGUAAUGUGCAGACGAAAAUAGCCCGAAAUAUUCUUAAAUCACGCCAAACAAGAGAAACAAAACGCUAGUCUCGUGCCUGGGCUUUGCUAUUCGCUUACAUCUUAUGACCUGCUGACCAUAAGUAUCCGUCUGGUGUAGCAGUCGUUUAGAUACAGAUUAGACCAUCGAUGGUUGGUUGGUUGGCUUGGGUGCUAUUAUUUUUUCCUAUCUCGGGCUAGCAUCCAUCUGGAUCUAAGCAAAACAAAACAAAACAACCCAGGAAAAAUAUUGGGGGGGGGGGGG